AUGGCGCGUCAAAAGUCAGUCCGCGCCCCGACUACAGCCAGUCUACCGAACAAUUUUCGCAUUCCCUCAUCGACACCAUCCCUCACCAAGACGUUAAGCAAGCUCUCAAGGCAAGCCCUAUUGGACCUUGCUUUCUUCUGGCUGGACGAUCAAAAUAUCUCAUCCUUCCCACCAUUUCUGCAACAAGAUGACAUUGAAGGACGCGACGACGAAACCCUACCUUACCCCGCAGCCGAAACAAUCGAGGAAGUCCGACAAGCCUACGAGGACCUCCAGGACCGGAAAGGCGGCAAGCGAGAAGUCCUCGAAAGAAUCCUAGAAGGAGACUGGCGCAAUGGAAUUACCCUACGCCAACUAGCAAUGGCAGACCUCCGCUACAUGGACGACCACCCCGCCAGUCUACGAUGGACAGCACUAGAACUAAGUCGCAUCGGAAAGCAACCCCAAUCCCCCGACUGGUCCAGCUCCGUACCGCGCAUACAAGCAGCAACAUUCGUCCAAGCUCUCCAGCAUGAAAUCUCCCCUCUCGUCAAAGCCCACUACCACCUCGCCCGCUCCACAACUCUCCCAUUAACAUUCCUACGCAUCUUCGUCGUCGAUUCACCCUACCAACUCCCCGCCCAAUCAGCAGAGGUCUUCGCUGAUUCUUCGCGCGUCAUCUACGUAGCCUUCCCUGAUAGCUGCCCCUUCAUCUACACAUCCAUCACCACAUCUGCCUCGAAGACAGCACCCUCCACCAGCUCCGUGGCAACAGACACACGGACAUUGCAGCGCUUAGUCCGCGAUGCAAUUCCCAAAGCCCUUUCACGUCCACAGGCAAGAUUCACACUAAACGCGACUUCCCUCGCAGCAAAGAAUCUCCCCACACUCCUCGCCCUCCGUGGUCCAGGCCGUUCAACAGCCUCAAAUGGCGCUUUCAGUAUAUUCGCAGAUGCAGCACUCGAAGGGAGUCCGCUUGAUCCUCGCCCAUCUAACACCGUCACACCAGAAGAGCAUAUUGGACUUGACUCUGGAAAGGGAGAUUCAGAUCGCGAAAGCUCGAAGCGCAAACUUGCGGAGAGCGUUGCUCUGUCGCCUAUAUCGAAAAAACGCCAUAUGGCGAUUCAGUCCCGAUUUGGGACGGGAUCUGCGCUUGCGCCGGCGCCAUUGGAUCGUCUUGAUGUUCGACUUCUUGAUCGGCCUGGUGGGGAUGGUGAUGAGGAUGCAUUGCCUGCUGUUUCGCUUACAUUUUCUGGUUCGAAUGUUAUUGGUGGGCUUCGGAAGCUUGCUGAAUUGGGUGUUGUUGACCCGGAGCGCAUACCGUCUUGGAUGACGGGUGAGGAGGGUGUGAGUGUCGCGACUGUCAGGGAUGGCCGGCGGCUGAAGAAGGAUGUGUAG
Messenger RNA from Penicillium salamii, 1377 nucleotides. NCBI's taxonomy places the organism in Eukaryota, Fungi, Ascomycota, Eurotiomycetes, Eurotiales, Aspergillaceae. The record is from the annotation of a GenBank genome assembly.